Molecule: messenger RNA, 1011 nt
Organism: Numida meleagris (helmeted guineafowl)
Lineage: Eukaryota; Metazoa; Chordata; Aves; Galliformes; Numididae
Gene: CIMIP1
Product: chromosome 19 C20orf85 homolog
Exons: 4
Coding region: 359-733 (124 amino acids)
Source: RefSeq, a predicted model, not a curated record
CGCAGCAGCUCCCCGCGAACUCGUCACCUGCUUCGCUCUGACGCGCGUUCCUACCGAAGAGCAUCCAAAAAAUAAAAAUGAUAGAACGCUAGCAACGCCAAGCGCACCUCCCCUGCUUGCCUUAAGGGCGCGCGUGCGAGCAGGAAGCCGCGGUGUUAUCAGCCCUUCGCCUGUGCACCGUGGGUUAUCGUAUCACUCGGAGGACCGCUCUCCAGGCCUGGAGAGCAAAGAACGGAGCGGCGCGGUGCGCGGCACGAGAAGGUCGCCCCGCGCCUCGGCCACGCGCUCCGGUCACGGCCGUCGGCGCGAGCCACCACCGCCCCGCAACGGCCGCAGCGCGCGGCCCCGCCCGGGGGACAUGGCCGAGCCGCGCAGCGCGGUGGCGGAGGACAGCUGCUGGAAACGAUACGUUGAGAGUGAGCUCGAAACCGCAAAACGAUGGUCUCACAAAUGGGGAUUCUUAAAAACGGCUCUUGAGGAGUUGGCUGAAGACGAAAAGAAAGAAAAAAAGCCCAAGAUAGAGCUCCCAGAGCAUCUGCGCAUUCGACCCGUGACACCUGUGGAAAAAUAUAUUAAGGUGAAUCCAUCUCCUCCAGUUCCUAGGACUACCCAGGGAUUUAUUGGCUGGAGAUCAGCUGUUCCGGAGCUCCAACUUGAACGCUGUUUUCAAAUCCAGAGCUGCAAAGGCGCCUUCUUCAAGGAUCUGAAAUGGCCACGUGAGCCCUCUGACUGACAGCUAGAAACAAGAAGCUAGGCACAUGGAACCACUCACAUUCCAAAGUUAACAUUCUCCAGUGGAUUGCUGAACACCUCUGUAAGCAUCCACAAUCACUGUGGCAAUGCGUGAACAUCAUGAUGCAGCAUUUUGCUUGUUGCAGACGUUUUGGAACCCAUAGCAUUCAGGCUGUGAAUACUGCUUCAGAGCUGCCUAGUUUCCCGUGGAGCUGCCUGAUGGGUUUAAGUAAUGCUUACAAAAGCCAUUCAGUAAAAUAAAGUCACUUUCUAAAAGCA